Messenger RNA from Aspergillus terreus NIH2624, 342 nucleotides. RefSeq lists its product as uncharacterized. NCBI's taxonomy places the organism in Eukaryota, Fungi, Ascomycota, Eurotiomycetes, Eurotiales, Aspergillaceae. The transcript has 2 exons. Bases 1 to 342 code for a protein of 113 amino acids. The record is from RefSeq and is a predicted model, not a curated record.
AUGCCGUCAAACAAGGAUCGUCUGUAUGUUGCCCUCUACGCACGUGCGAGCAGACCUACCAUGCCAGGCAAGGAAGACACGUACCACUGGGCCUUGAUUGUUGGGCUCAAAAUCGAAACCGACGGCAGUACGGGCGUCCGAUACCACGCGAAGGAGUGGCCUCGACCGGAAGGCGGAUCUACUUGGCUCUUCGAAGAGCGCUCGUCUCGGCUUCUUCCUUCUAGCAUGAUACUGGUUCGCAUCAUGGUUGGCAAAGUAACAAAUAGGAAUCGCUUGGUUAAGUCCUGCGAAAUACGCCUAUCCGACAAGGUGAGCCGGGAUGGAACUGUGCUUCCUGGGUGA